Messenger RNA from Puma concolor (puma), 1027 nucleotides. The record is from RefSeq and is a predicted model, not a curated record. NCBI's taxonomy places the organism in Eukaryota, Metazoa, Chordata, Mammalia, Carnivora, Felidae.
AGAGAGUCCAAAAAGUGGAUAAGUCACCAGCAGCUGCCAGAGAACUGGACGGACACUCGGGAGACACUGCUCGAGGGGAUGCUCUUCAGCCUCAAGUACCUGGGCAUGACGCUGGUGGAGCAGCCCAAGGGCGAGGAGCUGUCGGCUGCUGCCGUCAAGAGGAUUGUGGCCACGGCAAAGGCCAGCGGGAAGAAGCUGCAGAAAGUGACUCUCAAGGUGUCACCACGGGGGAUUAUCCUGACCGACAACAUCACCAACCAGCUCAUUGAGAACGUGUCCAUUUACAGGAUCUCCUACUGCACAGCAGACAAGAUGCACGACAAAGUGUUUGCGUACAUCGCACAGAGCCAGCACAACGAGAAUCUCGAGUGCCAUGCCUUCCUCUGCACCAAGCGGAAAAUGGCCCAGGCUGUCACCCUCACAGUAGCCCAGGCCUUCAAAGUUGCCUUUGAGUUUUGGCAGGUGUCCAAGGAAGAGAAGGAGAAGAGGGAGAAAGCCAGCCAAGAAGGAGGGGACGUCCUGGGUGGGGGCCUCCGUGACAACACCCCAUCGUUGAAGAGCUUGGUUGCCACUGGGAACCUGCUGGACUUGGAAGAGACGGCCAAGGCCCCGCUGUCCACAGUCAGCGCUAAUACCACUAACAUGGAUGAGGCACCGAGGCCUCAAGCCUUGAACAAUAGCAGCGUUGUCUGGGAGCUGGAUGACGGCCUGGAUGAAGCAUUUUCAAGGCUUGCCCAGUCUCGGACGAACCCUCAGGUCCUGGACACUGGAUUGACAGCACAGGACAUCCAUUACGCCCAGUGCCUCUCACCUGUCGACUGGGACAAGCCUGACAGCAGCGGCGCCGAGCAGGAUGACCUCUUCAGCUUCUGAGGUCCCCAGGGCUGGCGGGACAUGUGACAGACCAAAGCCUCUUGUGGCCGGGGGGGGUGGGGGGUGGGGGACAGCUCCAGGGCCCCCAACCACCCUCUUCCGGUUGGCAGCACCGUUGGCCUGCAAAUCAAAGCCGCAUCUGGUCAAGCAGGGG